Anneissia japonica is the source of this 1738-nucleotide messenger RNA. RefSeq lists its product as uncharacterized. Lineage: Eukaryota; Metazoa; Echinodermata; Crinoidea; Comatulida; Comatulidae. The record is from RefSeq and is a predicted model, not a curated record. The transcript is spliced from 4 exons. Bases 163 to 843 code for a protein of 226 amino acids.
GAGUCAACAUUUGACUUGGCAACCGUCUAUCAUCUUUAUUCCACAUUGUUUUCAUUGUUGUACACAAUAGUUGAGUUUUAAUUAAGGAUUUUUAACGCACUGAGUCUUUUUCCAGGCUAGGCCUAGGUCUAUUUCAAAUGAAAUCUUAACCUGCGGAACAGAAUGGAAGACGUAGAAAAAAUUACUGAAAACACAGGUAACAUCAGUAUUGCUAAGAAGAAAAAGAAAAAAAUCAAAAAGUCCAAAGACCUUCAGUUACAAGCACCUAUAAAGGAUACAGAUGACCCGAAAGAGACUAUGAAAAAAGAAACUGGGGUCAAAUCAAAUGAUGGAGAUAAGAAUAAGAAGAAAAAAGAAAGAAAAAGAAAAGCAAUUGAAGAAUUGAAGGACAAUGAUAAACAAGAAAGAACAAAUAUUCAACAGAAGUCAAAGAAAAAGAAGAAAAAAAAGUCCACAAAACCUAUUGCAGAAACUGCUGAAGAAGAAGCUGUUGAAAGUAGAGCAAAACAAUUAGCAAUACAGUACCUACAGCAGUGGAAACACUUCCGAAAUGUUUGGUCAUUUCAAAAAGUGCGGCAAGUGUGGUUGCUAAGGAACAUGUAUGAUGUUGAUAUGGUUGAUGAUGAGGUGUUUGAGAUUUUGAUAGAAUAUCUGGAACCGUUGAAAGGUAUGGCGAAAACAACAACCCUCCAGAAAGCUGAGCAACUGUUGAAAGACCAGGAACAGAGUGACAGCGAGCAAGAAGACACACACACAAAAGAGGAAACAGAUGUUCAAAAGAGAGCAAAGUUAACAGACAAGCAAUUGGACCGUGUGCGACAGGUUAUGCAAAUUUUAGUAUGAGAAAUUACGUGAUGGAGCAUCAUUUAAAAUUACCAUGGUAACCAUAUGAGGAUUGCCAUGCCAAAAUGAGCAUCAGUGACCAAAACAAGAAAAUUGACUUUAAUAUAUUUAUAUUCUCCACAUUAUAAACUUUAAAUUGAUAGGUCAUUUAUUAUUAAUAAUUGUAAUCAUUUUAUUACAAAUUAAAUACAUUAAAUUUUAUGGCGAGUUAAAUGGUCGAGCGGUUAAGGACUAUACCAGUGGUACACAAUUUGGCUUAUGUGUACUUUAAAAAAAAACCAGUACCUCUUUUGAGAUGAGUUAGGGGUUACCCUGUGGUUACCGCAGUGUACUGGCCCAUACAGCCUCUGUUGUGGACAGACAAAUACUAGUUUACCAGGUAACUCAGACAUGAAGAGACCGUUAGGGGAGAAUAAAGUUAUUGUAUGAGCUUAGCUAGCCUACAACUCGAGCUGUGAGAUUCUGGUAUAAUACACUAUAUAAAUCCAAUUACAUUACGUAAUAAUUUAAUUUCAAAAGAUAUAGUUUUAAUGGUACUGUACACUUUUUCCCCAUAGAUAGUUAAUAUUUGUCCUCAUAUCCCUUUCAAUUUUACUUCUGCCUUUUCAAAAAUACACUGAUAUACAUGUUCAUCAAAAUAUAAACAAUUGUAUAAACAGAAUCAAACUGUUAAAACCAUCUUUCUUGCAAAAAAGAACUCACCAGAUUAUGGAUAAUGACAGCUGUAAAUAAAACAUAGAAAAUGGUGGAUAUUAAUUAUCAAAGAAGAAAUUUCAAAAAAUAUGUUAUACUAGUUACAAUUAUUAAUAUUGCAAACUUCAACAUGAGUUAUUUUAUUUCUAUAUCAAGUUAAAAUUUGAUCCAAAUUGAAGUGAAUGAAUACUGUUUAUCAUUA